This is a messenger RNA of Micropterus dolomieu (smallmouth bass), 3608 nucleotides long. Its product is annotated as probable E3 ubiquitin-protein ligase HERC3. The coding region runs from base 87 to 3128 and encodes 1013 amino acids. Gene Ontology annotation, molecular function: ubiquitin protein ligase activity. The transcript is spliced from 23 exons. The record is from RefSeq and is a predicted model, not a curated record. Lineage: Eukaryota; Metazoa; Chordata; Actinopteri; Centrarchiformes; Centrarchidae. Gene Ontology annotation, biological process: protein ubiquitination; ubiquitin-dependent protein catabolic process.
GUGUUUGGGUCUGAGUUUCGUUUCUGACUGACAGACAGCUGAGAGUUGAAAGUGAGCUGUCAGUCCUCCGGUGCCACUGCGGCAUCAUGUUUUCAUGGGGAGAGGACGGUCUGUGGGGCUUUAGGUUAAAAGACGGCUCAGUUGUCGACAGUAGGGCAGCAGGGGCCGGGGUUCAGUAUUCAAACCUCGGCUAUCACAUCACGGAUCUGUCCGCAGGUCACAGGGCGCUCGCUUUCCUCAAAAGUAAUGGGAACUCGUUCAUCAUUCGCAUGAAUGUGAGCGAAGAUGGGAGAAGAGUGAGAGGGAAACAGAAGUUUGUCAACUACAAAGAGAAGAUCCAGGCUGUGAGUUGUGGCGAUGACACGGUCACACUGCUGUCUGAGCGAGGCAGCAUCCUCUGUGUGGACGCAGCUCACACUUACAUUCCUAGGCCCCUGGAAGCUUUGAGUAACAUACCAGUUUCUCAGGUUGCUUGUGGGGGCCAGCAUGCGGUUGCCCUGACCAAAGAUGGUCAUGUAUACACAUGGGGCCAGGACUCCAGGGGCCAGCUGGGUCUGAGGGAGAGGAAUUUAGGCCCCAAUUCACCCCAACACCUCCGAUCUCUGUCAGCGAUCCCCCUGGUUCAGAUCGCUGCAGGGGGAGAGCAGAGCUUCGCCCUCUCUGUCUCUGGAGGUGUGUUCGGCUGGGGCAGAAACGACUGUGGACAGCUCGGGCUGGGAGACACAGCAGACAGACAUACACCAACUCCUGUUCAUUGCCUGAACAUGAAGAAAACUGUUCAAAUUUCCUGUGGAAAGGACCACACUGCCGCCCUGACAAAGGACGGUGCAGUGUUUACAUUUGGCUCUGGUACAUAUGGACAGCUUGGGCACAACUCUUUCAGCAAUGAACUACGACCUCGGCUUGUUGCAGAGCUCUGGGGGGCAAAGGUCACCAAGAUUGCAUGUGGACGACAUCACACCUUAGUGUUGACAAACUCUAAAAGGGUCUACUCCUUCGGGUGUGGAGAGCAAGGGCAGCUGGGACACGGACAGGAGAGCCAUCCGUCUGUGCCGCUACCUGUUCAACUACAAGAAGACGCUGCUGAUGAUCCUAAAAUUACAAACAUCUUCGCAGGAGGAAACUGUUCGUUUGCAACAUGCACGACGAAUGAGGAGGUUCAUGAGGGCUCAAACAUUGCCAGUGUCAGCAAUGUCCCACAGCCUUGUCUUGAUGAUAUGAUUGACAGUUGGACCUCUGAAGGUGAUUCAAAGGCAUGGAAAAAGAUAAAACAGGAAAUCCACAGGAUGUUUUCCUCUGCAUCUUGUGUGAAUAAAAGCUUCCUUGAACAACGCAAAGAUCAACAUUUCCAGACUUCACCAAAGAACUCCGGCCUGAACUUGUCACUUGCACGACGUGCUUUCAAGAAACUGGUAAAGAAGGACAAUGUUUUGGCAGAGGUUGAGGCUGCGGUCCUGCACUUGCUUCCCUCCAUUGAUAAGAAGCCAGUGGGAGUGGAGGGGUUGAGGAUCUUCCUGCUUCUCAAUGAGCUUCUGCAUGUGAUCCGGAGACACAAACGGCGCCACACGACAACGAAGCUCUCUGAGGCGGUCGCUGCUGCCGUACUAAGCUUGUCUGCUGAAAGUCUCCAGGUCAUAGGGAACUGGUGGUCCUCACUGUCGUACUCCACCAUGGUUAAACAUGUUAAAGUGUGGAAGCAUGCCCUCUCAGUGAUCCUGUCCUUUGAGCCUGUUCCUCGCCACUCUGGAGUCAAGAACCUGCUGCUAGUCCUCCAGUAUAUGUACAAUGCCAACAGCAAGAUUCCAGAACCUAAAAGGAUGCCAGAAAGCGACUUUUAUUUGUUGACUGACACAGACUUUCUUUGUGAGGAUCUGCUGCUUUGGCGUUUACGGUCACAACACAAGAACGGGAAUGCUGAGCCUCUUAUCCUUUGUAACUUUCCAUUUGUGAUGGAUCUGCAGUCAAAGAAAAUGGUUUUUGACAAGAAUGCUGAAUACACAAAGUUGGAAACAAUGAGGCACGUCUUCUUCUGGGGUUCUCUUUUGGAAUUUGUAUGCUCACCACCUGGAGCCCUGGUCUUUAUACUGGACCUGAGGAGAGCAUCAGUUUUGGAAGACACCUUUGACCAACUGGCUGCUGCUCAUCACAAUGACUACAAGAAGCCACUUGUGGUUUUUUUUGAUGAAAACCGUACAUUUGAUGAGGUUUCCAUAAAAGACUUCUUCUACGAAGUGUUUCACGAGAUGGUGUCAACUGAAUCUGGAAUGUUCAUGUUCAACAACUCUACGAAAGACAGCAAAACGCUGGCGUGGUUCCCUUCCACAGCUACACAGGAGGACCAGAGAUACUUCCUGUUUGGGGUUCUGUGCGGAAUGGCUUUGUACCACCGGUGCAUCAUAUACUUACCCUUCCCACUGGCUCUGUUCAAGAAGCUGCUCAGUGUAAAGCCUUCACUGGAGGAUAUGAUAGAAUUCAGCCCAUGUGUUGGAAAGAGUCUGCAGGACAUUCUUGAAGACUGCAACGAUGAUGAUGACCUAUACAUGGAUUUUUCAGUCAACUGGGAUGGGACAGAGGUUGAUCUUGAUCCUCAAGUUCCUGGAAAUCCAGUGACGAGUCGAAAUAAGAAGGAGUUUGUGGACGCCUACGUGAUUCAUGCAUUUAAUACAUCAGUGGAGGGUGUGUUUCAUGAGUUCAAGCGAGGCUUCUACCUGGUGUGUGACCGGGAUCUGGUCAAGCUGUUUCGGCCAGAGGAGCUGCAGGAAGUGCUGGUGGGCAAAGACUUCCGUGACUGGGCAAAGCUGAAACAGAGCACAAGUUAUGAGGGGGAGUACCACGUUGGCCACCCCACCAUACAGAUGUUUUGGGAGGUUUUUGAUGAACUAACUGAGGAUCAGAAGAAGGCUUUCCUUUGGUUUGUGACAGGUUUUGAAAGAGAGCCUAUUCUUGGCUUGGAAAAGAUCAAGAUGACAGUCAGAGUUGGACAAGUCCAGGACCUCUCCUAUGACCAGCACUACCCUGAGACACACACGUGUUUCUCAAUCCUGGAGCUGCCCUUAUACUCAACCAAGGAGAUCAUGCAAACCAAGCUGACAGAGGCGCUGAGAAAAAAUAGAAGAAUCUGCAAGUGAUGGCGGGACUGUACCCCGACUACUCACUGUAUCUGUACUGAACAGAGGAUGCAACAUUGUUAUUGAGCAUUUUGUAAAUGGCGGACCAAAGAGCAGCCUUUGUAGCUACUGCUAGUGUAUUAGCAAACAUGAAGGGUUUAAAAUACUUGAUGAUGAUGAAGUGUGUGGUGGAUGGAUAUGAACAAUUCAUAACUUCCUCAUAGUGAAAAUACUGGUAUAAAUAGUGUAUGUAUACUGCAUAUGUGGCAGAUAAAUCUUGAGUAAGUUAUUUAAUUAUAUUUCAUUUCAGUUUCCCCAGGGAGAAAAAAAAAAGUGUUGAUAUAUGUUGAUACCAAGUUGAACAAUACAAAAUAAUUGCAUACAGCAAACACUGACUGAUGUUUCAUUUAUCAAGUGAUUAUUCUUAAACUUUAAUGUAUGAAAAUAUUUGUUACAUGUAAAGGUUUUCAUGUUGGAGCAAUAAAAUACUAUUCUUCUGUA